This is a messenger RNA of Aureobasidium melanogenum CBS 110374, 579 nucleotides long. RefSeq lists its product as uncharacterized. The record is from RefSeq and is a predicted model, not a curated record. The transcript has 2 exons. NCBI's taxonomy places the organism in Eukaryota, Fungi, Ascomycota, Dothideomycetes, Dothideales, Saccotheciaceae. The coding region runs from base 1 to 579 and encodes 192 amino acids.
AUGGCUGAACCGUCCACUGAUAUGGUCGCACCAUCGACCAACGACAUUGAGAUGAAGGAGGAAGUAGCAGAGCCUUCUGUUCACAGCAUCCCCUCUGCACCGGAACAAGUCGCAGGAGCUACUCAAGACGAUGCAGCACUUCCCAUCAACCAGCCCUUUACCGCCGAAGCCCCAAAGCUCGAGGAGUCCGUCCCAGCAAGCAUGGAAGGCAUAACCAACGUCGACUCGUCCGCUGCGCAAACCGCUCAGGCCCCUGCUCCACCUGUCGCACAAGCUCCUUCAGCAUCGCCAUUGCCUGCUACUGCCUCUGCGCCAACUGCACCACCUGCCGCUGCUCUGCCAGUCAAGGCACCUACUCCUUCGCCUGCUCCAACCAGACCAUCCUCAAUCCCUCCAGCAGUCUCGCUUCCACCCGAGAAGGCCAACCAGCACGGUGCACCUGACAGAAUCUACCUCAACAACGUCGCUACCUAUUUCAUGGAGGGCAUGAAGUACUUGGUCUUCUAUCAACCCGAGAAGCCUUUGAGAUGGAUGGCCGAGUUUCUCAUGAAGCGCAGCAUUGAGAUCGAGGGAGAGUAA